AUUCAAAUUUUAAGGAGAAUUCAAGAUGAAUAAACAUGAGCAGACAGAUAUUUUUUAUGGACUUGUGAUUACAUUGAUAAACAGCAAGCCUCAAAUUUAUGAUGCCUGAAAAAAAUUCUCCAUAUUCUAACAAGAUUCAGCACUUUAAAUAAUGUUUCCUAUCAAUUACAAUGAUUAUAGUGAUUACCAGGAAGAAAUGUUGAAGAUGUAAUAAAUAACAGCGAUAAAAAGUAAGUCAACUUGCAAGACUUUAAUAAAACUAUACAACAAAGGGUUUUUGUUGUUGAUAAAUCAUGGAUACUGAAACAAAUAAGUGAUGACAGAAUAGGAGGAAAUUAAUAUUAUGGAAAUAUGUGCUUAGUGAAGGUAAUGUUGUAAAAGCAUUUUUGUACCCAAGUGCAUUCAUCAUAAUUUGCUUGUAUAGAUUUGUUAAUGAACAAUGAACUUUAAUGAACAGGGCGACACAAUUUAAUAGGAAACCUCUUCAGAUGGAAUUUUGGAUUCGUACUGACUAGGAAUAACAAAACUAAAACAAAGCUACAAAUAUUUAUAUUCACCAAUAUUUUACUUUUCCCAUUCCAAAAAUAAUAAUUACCGUUCAAAAAAUAUGGUGUUAAUGAUGGAUAUUGAAAAUGUGACAUCAGUUUUGAACAGGACAUUCCAUUAUCCAUUACAGGCAAAAAUAUGGGGAGCAUCAAUAUCUAUAUUUGUUGCGAUAUUUGGAACAUUCGGGAAUGUGAUAGCGAUAAUGGCAAUUGUCAAGUUUCCAAAGUUACGGACAAAGCCGAACUUGAUGGUUCUCCAUCUGAGCUUAACUGACUUAAUCCUGUCUGUCAUUUGUAUGCCAAUUAUGGCGGCGAAUGAUUUAAUAGACGAUGGAAUCUUCAAAGACAGCGAAAGUACAUAUUGUCAAUAUUACAUGCCAUUUCAGUUCUCGAUGCAAGGGACAAACAUGUGUUCAUUAGUUAUUAUGACGAUUAAUCGCUAUAUGAAAAUUGUUUGGACAAAUCAUUAUCCAAGAAUGUUUACCAACUAUACUGUAAUAACACUUAUUGUAACAGCCUGGCUAUUCCCACUGAUAUGCCUCCUCCCUGCAACUAUCAAAAUUUGGGGAAAAUUUGGAUUUGUGGAAAGGAAGAAUAUAUGUACUAUAUUAAGCGGAGAUGGAUAUACAACAUUCUUAUUUCUGGUGAGCUUUGUCAUUCCGUUUAUAUCUCUGAUCGUUUGCUAUACACAUAUUUUCAUCACUGUACAUCGACAACAGAACGUCAUCAAAUCACAUCGAAAGCACUCAACAACACCAAGACGGGUUUCACGAAUUAGCCAGUGUAUUCCAAACAACUUAUGCACCAUGGAACUUCAACUUACGAAAAUGAUGCUCGUAAUAUUCCUAGAAUACACGAUUUUGAAUCUCCCGAUAACAUUAAUAACGAUUCUCGAUAAAAAUGUCACAUAUCCAGUGUUGAAUCGUAUCGCUGCUGGGUUAAGUUGGAUGAACGCAAGUUUCAAUUUCGUAGUUUAUGCGAUUAUGAAUUCUCAAUUCAGGCAGGCAUAUGGAGAACUUUUUGGAAUAUCAAGUGCGACGACAAAUUCCAUUCCAGGUUCAAGAACAGAUAACACAAAUCGAAGACAAUCAUAGUGAUGUUUACCAUGACGAUGAUGUAAAAUAGAAUGCAUUAAAUGCAUCUAUUGUAUUGAAAUUACAAGCUUCACUUUUAAAAAUGGCAGAAGACUAGUUAUACAGUUAAACCUGUCGAAGCGGAACAGCUUUGGUAUCUCUAAAAAGUGUUCCACUUGGGACAUGUUCCACUUAUAGAGGUUCAUUUAACAUUAAAUCAGUUUGUCUUGGGACUCUGAAAAGUGUUCCACUUGGGAGAUGUUCCACUUCGAGAGGUUCAUUUAACAUGAAGUAAAUUGGCCUCAAGACUGUUAUGUUCCACUUCUAGAGGUUUUCUACUUUACAUGCUUCACUGUAAUUUGAAUUCCGCUAAAUAAUGAAAUCAAUCUUCCUUGGAUUAUUUUAAAUUUAUAAAUCAAUAAUAAUUGAGUUCUACAACUUGUUAAUGUGAUUUCCCGAGCUAACUACAAAAUAACCAGUUUUGGCCAAAAUAUUGCAAUAUUUCAUCAUAAUUUGACAAGGUG
Owenia fusiformis is the source of this 2142-nucleotide messenger RNA. Lineage: Eukaryota; Metazoa; Annelida; Polychaeta; Sabellida; Oweniidae. The record is from the annotation of a GenBank genome assembly.